This is a messenger RNA of Pedinophyceae sp. YPF-701, 1563 nucleotides long. Lineage: Eukaryota; Viridiplantae; Chlorophyta; Pedinophyceae. The record is from the annotation of a GenBank genome assembly.
AUGGCGGCGAACCUGCGUCGGCCGCCCCUAGCGGGCCAGCUGGCGGCCCCGGCGGUUGCGCCGAGGGCCUCCCCCGUGUGGCGCCCCUCACCGCCGACCGCGGCGCACGUGGACGCGCAUCCGGGCCUCGCCCACUGCCAGAUCGCCCCGCGGGCCCCGGUCCGUCCGGCCCGCGAGCGAGUUGUCGUUGCCCGGUACAGUCAAGACCCGGCCGCGCAGCGCUGGGCGAACAGCCAGGCGCCGGACCCGCAGUCGCCGCCGUCCGACCUCAUCUACGCUAUCCGCCACGCGUGCGAGAACGAGUACCAGUGGUGGCGCCCCAUCGCUGAGUGCGCGCGGGACGCGCACAGCGCAGGCGCCAAGGGCGUCGUGCUCGUGCGCGCGGGCUUCGUGAGAGGGGACGAGGUCGGGAACCAGCACAGCGCGCGGUCGGCGUCCCAGCCGGUUCCGGGCGCUCCGUUCUACUUCACGUGCAUCUGGGAGCCGGUGUUUGUGUCGGAGAUCGCCAUUCGUGCCACCGUCUCCCUGUUCGCCGAGGAGCUGCGCGGCCGCCUGCGCGCCAUGGCGCCCGAGGAGGGCGCGAACGCGUUCAAGACGUACGAGGACAUCGAGCUGUGCGAGGCGACCCUGUCGCACUUCGUCCGCGACAUUCGCGCCGGGUCGGACGAGAGCCGCCGGCAAUGGAAGCGCGAGCGGCACCAGGCGAACGAGCUCGCGAAGCGCAACUACGCGGAGAAGAUCGAGCAGGCGCACGGCGCGGACACGCGCUGCACCAAGUGCCACGAGCCGUGCGCGCUCUUCGAGUUCGCCCCGCUGACGUGCACGAGGCAGGCGCAGGACAUUCAGCUCCUGAGCGAGGUCUGCCGUCUGACCCGCGAGGACAUGGUGUCGAUCCUGCGGCACACGGAAGCCUACCUUCUCUCCCUGGUGCGCACGGGCGGCACCGAGAUGCCGCGGCCGACGGUGUUCGACCUGGUCGGGAUCUCGAACUCGUCGCUGCUCUCGCUCGUCACGGGCGAGACGCAGGCGUUCCGCCGGCACGUCAAGUGCCGCCCGCGCCUCAAGCCCGAGCACCGCGGCAGCGGCUUGAUGGGCGCCAUGCCGCUCCUGCUCGCGGACAAGAUCUCCGAGGACAUGUACGAGGAGCCCGACGAGGAGUGCGCGCUCGACUCGACGGACUACGCGGACGUGGACAUGGCCCCGCUGGGCGCGGCGGAGUUUGACGCCUACCACUGGAUCAACCCUGAGCCGGCGCCGGAGCGCGACGAGGUGCUGGACACGUACGACGACCUCGACAUCGACCUGGGGCUGGACCCCACGGACGACGAGGACGACGGGGAGGAGAGCGCCGCGCUGGACCCCGACGCGGCGCGGACGCUGCGGCUGCGGGUGGCGCGGAUCGAGGAGGCGAAGGCGGCGAAGGCGGCGUACAAGCCCGCGGGCGGGGAGAUCGCGUACAUGGUGGACGGGGCGAUCAUGAGCAACCGCGUGCCGCUGAAGUACCGCUACUGGUGCACGUGGGGCGUGGUGGGGACCAAGCUGGGGGGCGUGAAGCGGGCAUGA